GCUCAGCUGAUCUCACACCCAGACUGUGUCACCUUCUGGCCGCGCCCAUAACCCUGUCCUCCCCAUGUGUCCAUAGCUUCAACAGGUGACGAAUAAUGGACCCCGGACAAGAUGUAAGACUUCAGAUCCAGACCGACCUCCUCACCUGUCCGCUGUGCAGACGUCCUUACGUCAAGCCGCGUACCUUGCCGUGCCACCACACCUUCUGUGAGACGUGCGUCGCCAGGUGUGCCGGGAGCUACCUGACGUUCCCCUGCCCGUCCUGCCGUCAGGACGCCGCCGUCCCCGUGAGCGGCGUGUCCGGUUUCCCCGAGGACGUCUUCCUCAGCAGACUGUCCUUCAAGAUCAGGACCAUAGAGGAGCCCUACGUCACACCCUACGUCAUCAACGAAUGUUUGACUCACCAGCGAGAGCCCAUCAGGUUUUACUGCCAGACAUGCGAGAAGCCGCUGUGCCGGGUGUGUCCCAGAGGGAACCAUAACUCACACAAGGUGAGUCACAUAGAGGAGCAGAUAGAGAGGAUGAAGGAACGAGUGGGCACCGCGCUGUCCGACCAGCGACAGAGAUCCGCUACAGCCGUCACAAGUCUACAGGAAAUCCGUAGAUUAAUCACUGAGCACCAGCAGCAGAAAAACGCCAUGGAAUGCCACGUCGAAGCACGUGUGCACGAACGAAUCAAGGCUAUCAAACUAGAGGGAGAGGCGCUGCAGAAAGAACUGGACUCAAUGUACGAUAAACAUCUUUCUAGAGUCACUGGGAUGAAGAAGGACUUGGAAAGCAUGGUGGAAACUCUACUGACGUUUGACGUUGAAGCGGAGAGGGAGCUGGCUCGCGGCGGGUUGGUGGAUGUCAACCGGCACGGAGAGAUAUCAGAGAAGCUGAAGAUAAUGUACGAGACCAUGAACAGGCCUGUCAAACAUUCAUCGGGAUUUCAGGCAACUUUUGUGCCCAUUGACAUCGGUUCAGAUCCUCUUGUAGGAUACUUGUACUUUGAUGAAACAAGUGAACGACCGCUUGAUGAGAUAGACGGCAUUGCUAUCAAAUCGCAGUCGUCCGAGCAUGCCUCACAUGUAGAAGAACAGACCUUUAAUUUUGACUCGAUUUCACCUAACGGCAAGUAUGUUCAGAACGGCCAUGAAAGGGGCUCAACAAUGACGAAUGACUGGGAACGUGUAGAACUUCGUAACGGCUCUAAGCUAACCAGUCAAAAUACAAGUAGACGAUCAAGUGCCACCAGCGAAGCAACACCUAGAACUGUGGAUGAAGGGUCAAAGUUUGGCUCAUUAGCCAGGUGGAUGCAAAGGAAGGGAUCAGAACGAUCCAACAAUUCAAGGCGGUCAUCGACGUCCAGCGCAGAUAGUCCUGUAAGGAGGGUGGAGAGUGAUAGAGCCCGCUCAGUUUCGGUUGACCACAGUGGCGACAAGCGGGAGAAGGGAUUCGGGGUUCCCGAUCACAGGAUUGGUGGCUUCGCUGAUGAAUUACAGGGUGAGGAAGUCAAGUCUGAGCGAAGCAUGAGGCGGCAAAUGAGUGAACCUGCCAGGCCUAUUCAACGUCAGGACACGGCAACAAGCUCUACUCAGUCAGCAGCGACCUCUAGUGGCGACAAGCGGGAGAAGGGAUUCUGGGUUCCCGGCCACAGGAUUGGUGGCUUCCCUUUUGAUGAACCACGAGGUGAGCAAGUCAAGUCUGAGCGAAGCAUGAGGCGGCAAAUGAGUGAACCUGCCAGGCCCACUCAACGUCAGGACACGGCGACCAGGCCCACGCAGUCAGCAGCGACCUCUAGUGGCCCUCCUACGCCUCUCAGUCUGCCUAACACAAUGACCAAGAUAUCAGAUAACAGGGUAAAUUUCAGCCAACCGUACGGCGUGACAGUAUCACGUGAUGGGCUCAUAGCUGUGGUCGACCAGAAAGGGGACCAGUCAAAUUUUGAAUCAACUGUGGUUCACAUGUUUGACCAAUCAGGGGCGUUCAUUCGUAGUUUUGAUGCUCCGGGCUGUCACCAGGUUGCUGAGGACGCAGAAGGACGUCUGCUCCUGACUAACUCCGCGCGGCGCCAAGUUGACGUCUUCGACACCAGCGGGACACUACUCCAGAGCUUCGGGACGUUCAGCUUCCCGAUGGGCAUUGCGGUGUCUCCCAAAGACGGGACCAUCUACGUCACAGAACCCCCAGGGGACAGGGUGUGCGUCUAUGCAGCCGACUUCGCGCUGGUUCGGAGAGUCGGCUCGCCGCAUAGUCGGCUAGACGAACGUUUUCGAUCGCCCUACUUCGUGUCUUCGGACGCCUCCGGACGGAUUCUAGUGUCCGACCUCAGCAACCAUUGCGUCAAGGUCAUGGAUUCAGAUUACAACUUACAGCUGAAGAUAGGAAGCCAGGGAAGUCGUGCCGGACAGCUCCAGUAUCCGUGCGGCGUCGCUGUGGACCACCAGGACAACUUCAUCGUCGUCGAUCACGGAAACAGCCGAGUGCUGAUGUUCGACUCUUCGGGAAACUUCGUGAAGACGAUCGUGACACGAGACCAGGGACUGGUGAAGCCCGCCGAUGUAGCGGUCCUUCCGAAUGGCAAAAUUGUACUGACGGAUAUGAAGGGAGGCGCGGUGUACAUUCUGCACUCUUAGGCUUAGGUCCCAAUUGCACCGGUGCCCGUCAGGGAUGUAGCCCCGGUCGGGCUCCGAAGCCACAAAUUUGUCCCGGUAGACUGCCGGAUACCGGGGGUACCCCUCACGGCGUUCCCUACGGAUAGGUCACAGCGUUUAUUUGUUACCGAGUCAUGGGUUCAUUUUAAACCCGACGUAAAUUCAACUUGGUGCCCGAUCGGGCCCAAAAAUGCACUGACAGCCGCAAGGUGUCCCAUGGACAGGGGGCACGCCCGAAAGUGCAAAAAACAGCCCGCAAACUGCCCGGCAGGGCUACCUUCUUAUAAUUGGGACCGAAGCCUUACUGAGUGUGGAUCCCAUGAGAACAUGUUAAUUAAAAGAGAAAAGCAUUAGAGGGUACCUUCAACUGAUAGACAUACGUUUCUAGCUUCUGAGCGUUGUUAGCGUCAACAUAUUUAAGACAUGUUUGGCCAACCGUUGUAUUAAGCCCUGUGGCAUAAUCUGAUAAAGAUUUGGUUUUCGAAUUGAUUUCACUCAAAUGUAUGGACUUCGGUGGCAUAAAUGAUGUAGUUUAUAGUUAUAGAUUAUUUCCACAUCUCAGAUAUGUUUACUCAGGUACAGUGAUAUGGAAUAGCUCAAGGCCAAACUUGAGAUUUGCGCCUUAAGUUGUAUAAACUUUCAGGAACAUUGUGAGAUCAUUGACUGUAGUCCGGUCUUGGGCUGACAAUAUGUUGAAUAUUUCGGCGUGAUUAUAGAAUGUUGAAUUGUAAAUAACUUUGUAUUAUCCAGAACGAAAGACCUCUGAUCUCCUCCACCCUUGAAGUCUUGAAAAACGAAGAUGUAUCUCAAGGU
Molecule: messenger RNA, 3449 nt
Organism: Branchiostoma floridae (Florida lancelet)
Lineage: Eukaryota; Metazoa; Chordata; Leptocardii; Amphioxiformes; Branchiostomatidae
Product: tripartite motif-containing protein 2-like
Exons: 6
Coding region: 96-2618 (840 amino acids)
Biological process (GO): negative regulation of translation; protein polyubiquitination; proteasome-mediated ubiquitin-dependent protein catabolic process
Molecular function (GO): protein binding; zinc ion binding; translation repressor activity
Source: RefSeq, a predicted model, not a curated record